GGAGCGGCUGCGCGCUCGGCCCCGGCGGCGGGGGGCGGGCGGGGGGCACGGCCCCGGCGCGCAGAGCCAGCGCGGCCGCCGACCGAGGCACCAUGUGCGGCAUCUUUGCUUACCUGAACUACCAUGUGCCCAGGACACGCCGGGAGAUCCUGGAGACCCUCAUCAAAGGGCUCCAGCGCCUGGAGUACAGAGGCUAUGACUCUGCAGGAGUGGGAGUGGAUGGUGGGAAUGACAAAGACUGGGAAGCCAAUGCCUGCAAGAUUCAUCUCAUCAAACAGAAGGGCAAGGUGAAGGCUCUGGAUGAAGAGGUUCACAAGCAACAGGACAUGGACCUGGACAUCGAGUUUGAUGUGCACCUGGGCAUCGCCCACACUCGCUGGGCCACCCACGGGGAGCCCAACCCCAUCAACAGCCACCCCCAGCGCUCAGACAAGAACAACGAGUUCAUUGUCAUCCACAAUGGCAUCAUCACCAACUACAAGGACCUGCGGAAGUUCCUGGAGAGCAAGGGCUACGACUUCGAGUCGGAGACGGACACGGAGAGCAUCGCCAAGCUGGUCAAGUACAUGUAUGACAACAGGGACAGCGACGACAUCAGCUUCACCACCCUGGUGGAGAGGGUGAUCCAGCAGCUGGAAGGUGCUUUUGCCCUGGUCUUCAAAAGUGUUCACUAUCCAGGCCAAGCAGUUGGCACCAGGCGAGGCAGCCCCCUGCUGAUCGGAGUGCGGAGCGAGCACAAGCUCUCCACCGACCACAUCCCCAUCCUCUACCGCACCGGGAAGGACAAGAAGGGGAGCUGCAACCUGUCCCGUGUUGACAGCACCACCUGCCUGUUCCCCGUGGAGGAGAAGGCUGUGGAGUACUACUUUGCCUCAGAUGCUAGUGCUGUCAUUGAGCAUACCAACAGAGUGAUUUUCCUUGAAGAUGAUGAUGUGGCAGCCGUGGUCGACGGCCGCCUGUCCAUCCACCGGAUCAAGCGCACCGCAGGAGACCACCCUGGCCGUGCUGUCCAGACCCUGCAGAUGGAGCUUCAGCAGAUCAUGAAGGGUAACUUCAGCUCAUUUAUGCAGAAGGAAAUAUUUGAGCAGCCAGAAUCUGUUGUUAACACCAUGAGAGGAAGAGUCAACUUCGAUGACUACACAGUGAAUCUGGGAGGGCUGAAGGACCACAUCAAGGAGAUCCAGCGGUGUCGCCGCCUGAUCCUCAUCGCCUGCGGCACCAGCUACCACGCAGGCGUGGCGACCAGGCAGGUUCUGGAGGAGCUGACUGAGCUACCUGUGAUGGUGGAACUGGCCAGUGACUUCCUGGACAGGAACACUCCUGUCUUCAGAGAUGAUGUCUGCUUUUUCCUCAGCCAGUCAGGGGAGACAGCAGACACCCUGAUGGGGCUGCGGUACUGCAAGGAGAGAGGGGCCCUGACGGUGGGCAUCACCAACACCGUGGGCAGCUCCAUAUCGCGGGAGACCGACUGCGGCGUGCACAUCAACGCGGGGCCGGAGAUCGGCGUGGCCAGCACCAAGGCCUACACCAGCCAGUUCAUCUCCCUGGUGAUGUUUGCUCUGAUGAUGUGUGACGACAGAAUCUCCAUGCAGGAGCGGCGCAAGGAGAUCAUGCGUGGCCUGAAGGGGCUGCCAGACUUGAUUAAAGAAGUGCUGAGCAUGGAUGAUGAGAUCCAGAAGCUGGCCACGGAGCUGUACCACCAGAAGUCUGUGCUCAUCAUGGGCCGUGGCUAUCACUAUGCCACGUGCCUGGAGGGAGCUUUGAAAAUCAAAGAAAUCACCUACAUGCACUCUGAGGGGAUCCUGGCAGGGGAGCUGAAGCAUGGCCCUCUGGCUCUGGUGGACAAGCUGAUGCCUGUGAUCAUGAUCAUCAUGAGAGACCACACCUAUGCCAAGUGCCAGAACGCCCUGCAGCAGGUCAUAGCACGGCAGGGGCGACCUGUGGUGAUCUGUGAUAAGGAGGACAUUGAGACCAUCAAGAACAACAAGAGGACAAUCAAAGUCCCCCACUCAGUGGACUGUCUGCAGGGGAUCCUGAGUGUGAUCCCCCUCCAGCUGCUGGCUUUCCACCUGGCAGUUCUCAGAGGCUAUGAUGUUGAUUUCCCACGAAAUCUGGCCAAGUCCGUAACUGUAGAGUGAACAGAGACCAGCUGCCUCCUAGGGGCAAAGGGGGAUUCAGUGAGAGACUCUUUGCUUUUUGGUACCAAAAUCAGUUGAUUUCCAAGCCCCCUUAGCUCACCCUUCUUUUGCUGAAGCCUUGUUUGUGUCCCAGACCACCAUGAUUCCAUUGCAUUAGUGAUUGUCCAGUUGAUUCCACCUUGCUCUCUCCAUAGCUUUGGGGUUGGUUGGUUGGUUUGUUUUGCAUUUGUUUGUCUUUUCCAAUGCCAGACCUUCCCUGGAUGGUUUUUCCUUCGGGAUUCCUCAGUCUUCUAGGUAGGAAAAGGAGCCUCCACCUGGCUUGAGGAGCAGGGGGCUCGGUGCAGUGGCUGGGGAGAAACCAUUGAGUGACUCUCCUCUCGUGCUCUCAGGGGCAGGAGACCAGAGCAGACAGCUGGAACCAGAGCUGUUCCUGCUCCUGCUUGUGCAGCUUUUUAAGGUGGGAACAAGGGUUUGGGGGUUCAUUCCUGCCUGGUGUCCAAAAGGGGAGUUCAACUGCCCUGUUGCAGCCUCCUCGGUUCAAAGCCCACGGGAAGUGUGCUAAGCAAACCUUGCUUCAGAAGGGUUUAACCUAUGCCAAAUACCUAGCAAGUGACAAUCUCCUGGCCUGGCUGGGCCACCACACUGUGUGCCACCAGCAGCUCCCUGGAGCUGUGCCCAUGAAGCCAGAGGAGCUCACUGGCUGAUGCAGUGUGGGGGGCAGGAGAGGGAGAGGAGCAGUGCUUGGUCUGUGCUGGUGCUUUGGUGUUGCUGUGGUGGUUUUCCUUUGGCCUUCCUGUGUUGAGGAUUCUUUGGUUUUUUCCCCCUUGAACCAAGCCCUGUGGCACUAGAAGCACACCCUGGGGAAGCAGCUUUCUGCUGGCACAGGUCACUUGCUGCUCUGGAUGCCCAGAAGCAGGUUUCUGCCUGGUACCUGUCUGGCAGCAGCACCACUCCCUCGCUGAGGGCUGUGGUGGAUGCAUGGCUGCUGGUUUCUGUAGGAGCUCUCUCUGUGUGUGUGACUUGUGGCAAACUGAGCUGGUUUAGAAAGGGAGGGGAUGAAAAAAGGCUCAGCAGAAAUCCCUUGGAAAGAGCUUUGGAAGAAGCUUGCAGGGAAUCAGAACUCAACACAAAUUCCACCUUCCAGACUUGGCACUGACCUGCAGGCUCCUCUAGCUCUCUGCUUCCUCAUGCUCCAAGGUGCAUCUCCUGCCAGCUUGAUGGCCUUUCAAUUAGCUUUACACAGCCCCCAUAAGAAACUCACACUGCAAGGCAUAAAGCAAUGCUUGUCCAGGGCUGCUGAGCACCCCAGGGCAAUCCCUGCCCCUGGGAGUGCUGCAGCACAGUGCCUGGGGAGUGGCCCUAUCUGAGCUCUCCUUGCAGGGCAGGGCUCUUGUCCUGGCCCUCUCUGAGCUCUCCUUGCAGGGCAGGGCUCUUGCCAUGGCCCUCUCUGAGCUCUCCUUGCAGGGCAGGGCUCUUGUCCUGGCCCUCUCUGAGCUCUCCUUGCAGGGCAGGGCUCUUGUCCUGGCCCUCUCUGAGCUCUCCUUGCAGGGCAGGGCUCUUGUCCUGGCCCUCUCUGAGCUCUCCUUGCAGGGCAGGGCUCUUGCCAUGG
Molecule: messenger RNA, 3747 nt
Organism: Dryobates pubescens (Downy woodpecker)
Lineage: Eukaryota; Metazoa; Chordata; Aves; Piciformes; Picidae
Gene: GFPT1
Product: glutamine--fructose-6-phosphate transaminase 1
Exons: 19
Coding region: 93-2138 (681 amino acids)
Biological process (GO): protein N-linked glycosylation; carbohydrate derivative biosynthetic process; fructose 6-phosphate metabolic process
Molecular function (GO): L-glutamine:D-fructose-6-phosphate transaminase (isomerizing) activity; carbohydrate derivative binding
Source: RefSeq, a predicted model, not a curated record